GUUUUCUAUCCUUGGCUUAGUUUAGUAUAGAACGUCGCUGUGUGCGGGUCGUGUUCGGGACAGCACAGCAAGAAAUACCCUUUUCGGGUGGUCUCUUUGGAAAACAGCAACUUCUACUGCUUUGACCUCCAGCAUUUACUUUCUACCUGUGUUACAAUUUAUUUCUGAUCCGUCCCGAUUGCUCUUUUUACGUAACCGUUCUGUGCUUUAUUUGGUUUGUAUACCGAAGGAUACUCGUAUUGGAUUCGAAAGACGCCGCCGCGAGGCAAGUGAGAAAGUGUGCAAAAUUUUUUGUCGAGUGUGUGGGCGCGGAAAUAAUUCUACGUCAACUGUACGGCCCUGAACUUUUCAAAAGGGCGGUUUCGAUACCUGCCUUUAGUUACUGUUGAAUGGAUUACUAGGGAGAAAACCCGCGUGGCGAGAAAUCAAAUAAAAUGGAUUUAUUUGAUGUGGCAUUUCUGCAAAUCAUCCUUAUCGUAGCUACAGUCGAAUCAGGUUAUUGUAUUGAGUGCUAUAACUGUGAUUCGACCAGCAAUGAUGACUGUUCUCUACUCCCCAAAAAUUCUGGCAUCACUGCGGAGCAAUGCACACCUAGCAAAAUACCAUCGCCUACAGGCAAUUGGAUUGCGGAUUUGACCCGGAUCGAGUACUUCGGCGGAACCGAGAUAACCGUACCGAUGGUAUGUCAGAAAGUCGUUGCGACCAACGAGAAUGGUGAAACAUUGACGUACCGGGGAUGUCAGCUAGAUGGCGGGAAGACGGAUCCAUGUCAGAUUGUGCAUGGCAAAGCGAAACUUCAAACCGGUGUAAUCAUCGAACACUGUUCAAUCUGCAAGAGUGACGAAUGCAAUGGAACCAUGAAUCUGGUAAGAGGCCGUAAUUCACUGAUUCUAGCUGCAACUAUGAUGCUGCUGACAAUGACGCUUACGAAGAAGAUACUGUUUUAAAACUAUGCUCAUUUUUGUAUAGUGAAAUAAGUUGGCUUUAGCAUGACAUCAAAAAUGUUCAUACUAACCGUUUACUCAUGAAUACCCCCUGAAGACUUUUUGUGCAGAGUGAAUAUCUAAAUAACAUAAAUCGAAGAAUUUCGUAAUCGAUCUCAACUAGAUAUGUAAUAAUUGAAACUAGUGGUCUAUUUAAAAAAAAAAAUAAUAAUAACUAAGUUCAGCUUUAUAUGUGUAACACUGAAUGAAGUAUUAGAUAAUAGUAAUAGAAUUAACGUAUGUUCACGCAUAUGCCUUCGUCGUAUUUUUGGAAGAGUUAUGUAUGGUUUCCAAUGUCAAUGAUUUGAUAUUAAUGAUCACAACGUGCUUCUAUCGACGCGAAUUCAAAUCAAAUCAAUAAACACAGCUUCUCGAAAAUAUACUUUACAGAUAGAGGUAAAUGGUUGCCUAUGAAAUAAUAUUCUGAAACGUUGAAGUAUCAAAAAAUGGAAUAAAGUGCAGUUGAAGUGUAUAAAAUUUAGUAAAAUGCAACGCUCACACACAUGUUUCCAGUUCUAGUAUGAUGAUAUUGAAUAAGCAAUACAAGGUACGAAUUUAAGUAACAAACUUAAAGAAAAUGUCUAUCACACACAUAAUGUCGAAUAUUUGAACAAUAGUUUAGUCGAUGUAGCUUAUAAACAGUAUGCAGUAUGCAAUCUUUAAUGUGUUUUGAUAAUGCUUCGAGCAUGCGUUUGCAAAUGAACCAAUUUACUAAUUUUGCUGGUAAGCAACGGCACAGAUACAAUAUACGAUAUUAAACUUAAAUAUUAAGGAUAUUCAACAUCACCAAUAAGCAAAAUUGAACAGAAUAAAAUCGUACUUUUCCAAAGGUACAACCGCA
Malaya genurostris is the source of this 1824-nucleotide messenger RNA. RefSeq lists its product as uncharacterized. The record is from RefSeq and is a predicted model, not a curated record. The transcript is spliced from 5 exons. Gene Ontology annotation, biological process: regulation of synaptic transmission, cholinergic; sleep; positive regulation of voltage-gated potassium channel activity. Lineage: Eukaryota; Metazoa; Arthropoda; Insecta; Diptera; Culicidae. The coding region runs from base 435 to 947 and encodes 170 amino acids.